AUGUUAGCUAUUGUGACUCACUUCACGCUUCUGGCUUUAUUAACACCCCUUUCAUACAGCGAGACAACAGAACAAAUUUCAUCCACCGGGAAUACUGAAGGUGGUUUUGGCAGCUUUGAAUCUCCUGGAAAUGUGAGUGCUCUCACAUCGCAGAAAUCAAUGGUUCGAUGUAUUGGUGCAAAGCGGGGGAUUCUUCUAGCAGCUGGAGUACACCUAGACCCCUAUGUUGAGGCAAUCGGUCAGUGUCCUGAAGGAGCCGAUUCAAAGUUAGCAGAGCUCUGCGCCACUGACUUCCACGAAAGUGAGAGUUCAGUAGAAAAGCUUCAAGAUGACCUCCAGUCAGCGUUGAACUCUGGGAGUGGCCUAAAUCUAAGAAUGGAGCUUUAUAAUGUUAUUCAAAAUGUGUCACCGGUGCUAGACGCUACCUCUGGAGUGCUUUAUGCGAACAAGUACUGUGCUCAAUGUCAUCAUGCCAAAAUAAGGAGCCUUCCAAGACAACUUCUCUGCAGUCGCUUUGACGAUAUAAUGAAGUGUUUUAUCGCUGCAGAAAUGCCCACUAAUCCGAAGAACUGUCGUCCUGAUAGGCCGGAACCGAAAUUCAUGUUCCAAUGGGAUUCUAUAUUUAAUCUCCCUGAUGAAACAGAAUAUUCUGGAUCAUCCGACGAGGAUAGGGUUUUCGAGAUACUUCAGUGGAUAUGUUGUGCUUUUUCUAUUAUUGCCCUAAUUUUUGCUAUAAUCGUAUUUACAACUUCUCCAAGACUUAGAAUACCUCUUCCUGGAAAAAUGAUGAUAGCUCUCUGUUUCGUUCUUCUUGGAUCUGUGAUUUUCUUCGUUCUUGCAAGUGGGGUUAUGGAAAUUAUCCCUACUCCAAUGCGACCAUUAUGUGUAGCAUUGGCUUGGUUACUACUUCUUUUCCUGCUUUCGAGUUUUGUGUGGAUGGUCAUGUUCUCCUUAGAGCUUUUCCGAACCUUUGGCCUCACGCGAUUAUUUCGGAAAUUUUUCCUCUGCUUUUGUUGCAGAAAGGAUGGAGGAAGGAAAGGCAAUGCCACGAGCAUGAUGCUACGAGCCCGUGGAUCGGACUCAAACACAUCAACUCGAUUCCGCCGUCAAAUAAUUGCAUCCAUUAUUGUCCCUCUCUCUAUUGGCAUUCCAGCCUUGGCUAUAAAUGAAAGCGCCUACAUCCGUAUAAAGCCAAUCUAUGACGUUUCUACAAACGAAGCUGAUUUAGAAGAUGUUGCAGAAAGUGAACUGGGCACAUUCCUCUAUCGAGUCAAUCCAAACUGUUGUCCUGUCAAUAAGCCUAACUACGCCUGGUUCAGUGGGCACUACACUGCACUACUCAUCUGGUUUCUUGUGCCUGCUGGUAUCAUGAUUUGCUUCAAUAUCCUAUCUUUAAUUAUCGUGUGCAUCCAGAUCUAUCGACUGAAAAGAGAAACUGGGCUUUCAACGAGCUCUUCAAGUCCACUUCGUGAUUCUCAUAAGAAGUCUUCUAAAUCUCUAUUUGCCAUUUGCGCCAAAUUGUCUGUUAUUCUGGGAGCUAGUUGGUUCAUUCAAUUUCUGGCAGCUCUGUGUCCACACCUCUUCUUGCUUCAAAAGAUCGCUGGUCUAAUGACUAAUUCUCAAGGUGGUGUUAUUGCUAUAUCAAUGCUGGCAGGAACGAAAGCUAGAAGAGCGAUGGCGAGAUGGCUGCCAAAACGCUGGCAAGAAGCUCUUGGAAUUAGUGAAUCUACUUCCAGAAGCACACAAGAGAUGACUACUUCUGCUCGAUCAAAGUCACGAAUCACUGGACAGACUGAUUCAACUCAGACAACCAGUUUGCUCCGGAAUAGCAGUAGUUAA
This is a messenger RNA of Rodentolepis nana, 1839 nucleotides long. The record is from the annotation of a GenBank genome assembly. Lineage: Eukaryota; Metazoa; Platyhelminthes; Cestoda; Cyclophyllidea; Hymenolepididae.